Molecule: messenger RNA, 9360 nt
Organism: Patella vulgata (common limpet)
Lineage: Eukaryota; Metazoa; Mollusca; Gastropoda; Patellidae
Product: WASH complex subunit 2
Exons: 35
Coding region: 7-4788 (1593 amino acids)
Biological process (GO): protein localization to endosome; retrograde transport, endosome to Golgi
Cellular component (GO): WASH complex; early endosome
Molecular function (GO): phosphatidylinositol phosphate binding; retromer complex binding
Source: RefSeq, a predicted model, not a curated record
UUCAAGAUGGCGCCGCCCGCACCACCCACUUCUGUUGAGGAAAUUGGAAGUGGUACUGGAGCCGAGGGAGGUGGUAAUGUUGCCAGUGGCCAAACCAAUACCCAAAAUGGCCCCCAGUUAUGGGAGAGACCAUGGUCUAUUGAUGAAAUACGAAAGUCUGCUAGUAAUUGGAAACUGGCUGGAGAUGCUGGGUUAUUACAUCAUCUUCAAGAAUUUUCUCAGAAAAUCUUAUCACGAACUCAUGAAAUUGAAAAAUCAGUGGAAGGGUUGAUACAUGAAGCAAAGUUAACCGAUGUAAGAGUGAAUAAUGUGUUUAAUGAUUUUAUGAUGUUAGCUAAUACACAGUUUGUAGAAAAUAGAGUGUAUGAUGAAGACAUCAGUCAAGCAGAAAAAAAGGAAGAUGACACAAAGAAAGAUAAAGAGAAAACAAGGGAGGAGAGAGAAGCAGAACUUAUUCCUAAAGUUACAAUGGCGUUAAAGUUUGGUAUAGAUGUAAUUGACCAGGCAUUUGAAACGCUGGAUUCUAAUAUCGCUAAUUCAGACUCAGAGGAGGAGGAUGAUUCUAAUUAUAGAAUUGAUCCGAUUUUAGAGGCAAAGGAUCCGUAUGUUACCCGACCUCUGCCAUGUUUAAUAGGUAGUGCUGAUUUCUUACAAGAUGACAAUGUUGGUUUAACAGAAGACAUUUCAGAAGAAGAUGCCACAGAUCAUGGGAGUAUUAGUGAAAGUGAGUCGGAGAAAGAAGAUUUAGAUCAAGAUUCAGAGUCUGAUUAUUCUGAUUCGGAUGAUGAUGUACCAGUUAAAACAAAAGCUAGGACUCAAACCAAAUCAUCUGGUACCACCCAGAGUGAUAGUGAAGAAGAAAGUGAUGAUGACAUGUUUGGUAGUAAAAGUAAAAAGAAGAGAGAAACAGACAGUGAUGGUAGCUAUAGUGGUAGUGAUGGUGGCUCAGAGGAAGAAGGGGAGAGCGAGGUAGCUGUGAAAGAGACAAGUAAUGCUGUACCAGAUUUUGCAUCCGAACUAGCAUCACGUCUGGGAGUACCUGCUGCCAAACCAGAACCAAUACAUGAAGAUACUGAAGAACAUCAAGGUGAGAAAUCAGACAGCAAGAAAAGUAAAAAGAGUAGAAAAGAUCGAAGUAAAAGUAAAUUAAAGACAAAUAAAGAAGAAGAACCUGAUUUGUUUGGAAGUAGUAAACAAGAUGAUGAUGAUGGUUUGUUCGCUAAGAAAGGGGGACUAUUUUCUUCUGGUGGAGGGUUAUUUGAUGACGAUGAUGAUGAUGGAGGUGGUUUAUUUGAUGAUGAAAAACCAAAGAAAAAAACAAAAGUAGAAAAAAAGAUAAUUGAAGAAGAUGAUGAUGAGAAACCAGAAAUAAAAGAAGAACCUGCUAGACCAAGGACUAAAAGUGGUAAAACCAUACCAAAGGGUGCUGUUUCUAUAUUUGGAGGAGGUGAUGAUGAUCUGUUUGGAGCAUCAGUUAAAAUUACAGAUGACCCCCCUCCUCAAAUAACUAAACCAGUCAAAAAAUCUGGCGGAGGCGGGCUAUUUGACGAUGACGACGAUGAAGACCUCUUUUCCGCCAUUUCAUCUAAACCCACGUCUGCUAAAACAGAAACUGUUGGUAAAAUUGCCAGUAAACCCAAGUCAUCAUUGUUUCUGGAUGAUGAUGAUGAUGAAGGAGAUCUGUUCUCUAAUGUGGCAUCCCCACCUGCUCCUAUACCAGUAGUUGAUGAACCAAAAACAACCAAUAAAAAGCCAGAGAAAAAGAUACCAGCUGGUGGUGUAUCUAUGUUUGGGCCUGGACCAAAUCCUCUUGCAGCAGCCUUAAAGAAAAGACUUGAUCCAAAAUCUGAUGACGAGAAUGAUGAUUGGUCGGAGGAAGAAAAGCCUCGCAGCAACAGCAACCAAUCAAAAGGCUCAUCUUCUGGAAGUCUGCCACCAUCAAAAAGUGUUGAUAGUUUAAGAAAAAGUGAGCGAAGUGGUUCUAAGUCUAGUAAUACUGGUAGCCUAUUUGAUGAUGACAUAGAUGAUGAACUAUUCUCUACAAAACCCAAGACAGAUAUUAAACCAAAAGUACCAUCAGCUUUGUUUGAUGAUGAUUUAUUCAAAGAUGAUAAAAAGUCAGACACGAAAUCAGAAAAGAAAGAAGACAAAAAGCCAGCCGCUAAAAAAGAUAGUUUAUUUGACGAGGAUGGAGGAGAUGACCUGUUUGGGUCAAUUUCAAAACCAAAAGAAACGGAAAAGAAGAAACCAGUUGGAGGAGUCUCCUUAUUUGGUGGUGCUGACAUUUUGAAGAAAAAGGAACCAAUUGCAGAAGUCAAAAAGGAGGAAGACAAGAGUAAAGUAAAGAAAGAUAAAAAUAAAUUAUCGUUAUUUGAUGAUGAUGAUGAUGAAGAUGGUGGUGACCUGUUCAGUUCGUCAUCAUCAUCAUUAUCUACAGCCAGUAAAACUUCAAAAUCUAAAGACACAAAGAAAACAAUAGAACAGACAAAGAAAGCUGUGGGCGGGGGAGGUAAAAGUCUAUUUGAUGAUGAAGAUGUUUUAUUUGGAACCAAGGAAAAGGAGGCACCAUCUGUAGAUCUGUUUGGUAGUAAUACCCCAGCAGCUCCAGCUGAGAAACCAAAGACAGCCGUUAAAAAAGAAACAGUUGCCCCAAAGAAACCUUCCAAAGCUAGUGCACCCACUGGAGGAUUAUUUGAGGACGAUGAUGAUGACGAUCUUUUUGGGUCAACGAAGAAAGAAACGAAAAAAGAUAAAGUAGAUAUCGCAGGUGUUACAGAAACAGAAUCAACAGAUCUUCCUGAAAAAGAUGAGCCACCAAAGGAAGAAAAGCCAGCAGCCACUAAACCCAAGAAACCUGUAGGAGCUGUUUCUAUGUUUGGUAGUAUGGAUCCAUCUGCCCUACUUAAGAAAAGGAAACCGAUUGAUCCACUGGGAGAGACAGAUGGUGAGAAAGAAAAGGAAAAGGAUGUGAAGAAGGAAGGAGAGAAAACAGAAAAGGAAGAGAAUAUAGAAAGAAAAGAAAACAAAGAAAAAAGUAAAAAAUCGGAUGACUUGUUUGGUUCAGAUGGAGAAGAUGAGAAGUUGGUUAGUAGAAAACCAGCACCACCUAAAACCUUACCUAAAACAUUACCUAAAACCCUUCCUAAACCAGCCCCCAAACCAUCCCUUAAACCAUCAGGUUCCACGCCCUCAUCACCAGAAACAGCUUCACCAUCUCCAACCUCCCCAUCAGCUAGCAAACCAUGGAAACCAGCCGGUGCUGUCUCUAUGUUUGGUGGCAUGGAUCCACUCGCGGGAUUGAAGAAGAAACAAGGUGCCAGUUUUGAUAAAGGUUCACCCACAGAAGAAGCACCCAAAUCAAAUGAUACCCAAACUGAAACAAAAAAUACUGAUGAUAGAAAUGAAGUAUCAAAUCAUACAGAGAAUGGUGUCCCAGCAGCACCAGCUUUAGAUAAUGAUAUUAUGGGUGACUUGCCUGAUUUCUCUAGCAGAACUUCUCGACCAAUCAAAACUGGUGUUGGUAAAAUAGGAGCGCUUCAGGCAAAUUUAGCCAUCAACCCAUCUGCCUUAUUACCAGGUGCUGCACCACCAUCUAAUACACCAGAACCAGCACCAGCAGGAUUUGAUGAACCAGCAGAAGCUACAACUUUAGCGAGCGCCAAUAAGGAAAGAGCAAAAAUAUCCAGAAAGAGACGUCCACAAAGUAGAUACGCCAGACGGUCACAAGUCUUUGAUGCCAAUAUAAAUUAUGAAGAUUUUGCUUCCAUGGGAUCGCCGAUAGAAACUCCGUCAGAAAAUCCAUUAACGAAUGGAUUACCCAAUGGAAAUGAAAGUCCAGAAAAAUCAGAUACAACUCCAGAAAAAUCAGAUACAACUCCAGAAAAAUCAUCUCCAGAAAAAUCUUCUCCGCCAAGAGAUUUAUUCGGAAAUGAUGAUUUACUUAGUGAUUUAAGUUCGGAAAAAUCUAAACCAAUAUUAACAGAUGACACUAAGGACACUAAAGAUGUUUUCAGUUCAGGAAAGUUUUCAUCAGGGGCAAGUAACUCUAAAGACUCAGAUAAGCCAACAGACAAUGCAGACGAUUUGUUUAGUGAUCUAGGAAAAAACAAAAAGGAGAAACCAAGUGAACAAAAAACAGACAAAGAGGAUUUAUUUUCACCAAGAGCAAGUGAAAAGAAAAGUGAAAAAUCUAGUCUUUCAAAAGAAAAAUCAAAAUCUUCAAAGCUAGUGAGCGAGGAUGACGAUUUAUUUGCGAGCUCGUCAAUAAAAGACUCUAAAAAAGAUAAAAGUGAUAAAGGUCGCUCUAAAACAACCCAAGAGGAAGACGACAUAUUUGCCGAUGCCAGCAUUAAUAAAAAGAAAACAGCAUCUAAAACAAAGCCUGCCGCAUCAAAAGCUGAUGAUGAUAUUUUUGCUUCAAGUAGUGUAAAUAAAAAAGCAACCGCUAAAUCAAAAACUGAGGAUGAUGAUAUAUUUGCGGGUGCUGCACCUAGUAAAGAAGAAAAAAAGCGAAGACCGAAAAAAGCAGCCACGAAAGACGAGGACUUGUUUAAAGAUGACACAGAUAUAUUUGCUGACAUUCCUGCUUCCAAACCUAAAGAACCUAAAAAGAAAAAGAAAGCCACAACGGAAAAAAAGGGAAUAUUUAAAGAUGAUAUAGAUGAUAUAUUUGCCGAUUCUACACCAGUUGUUGGUAAAGCCAAAAAGGAUUCUGGGAAGAAGAAAGAGGAAGUAAAAACUAGCGAAAAGAAGGAAGAUAUAUUUGAGGAUCCUCUUGGAACGAAAUAAUAUAUUUACUUAAUUACAAAGUACAUAAUUGAAUUACUCAAGAAUUUUAGGAGAUACAUAUUAUAUAGGCCUAGCCUGUUCCCCAGUCCAGAUGUCAGUUUGUGAAAUAGAAAUAUUGUUUCCAAAAUAAAGUUUUAUAUUUUAAAAUUACUUGGGAUAUAUAUAUAGGCCUCGUUGAUUCCACAAUCCACAUUUCAUUUUGUGACAUAAAAAUAUUAGUGUCAUACAUUCAAUAUUAGUUUAACAAUGCUUACAAUUAAAGUGUGAAUAAAAUUCCAUUAUUUAUUUAAAAAUUUGUCAAAUUUGGAUAGAUAACACAAAACUGUGGGAAUAUUAAACCAAAAGUGUACCAAUUGCUACAUUAUACAAAGGUAGUGAUCACCAUUUAAUAAACUUGAUAAGACUGCAUUAAAAUGAAAGUAGUUUAAUCCAGGGUGCAUUUUGUUCAAAAUUCCUUUUAUACUGUCAUCCAAAAUAUAUACUGGAUUAAACUACUGAAUUAAACUUGAUAAGACUGUAUUAAAAGUGGUAUAUUCCAGGGAAUGUUUCAUGUGACAGCCCUUUACCAAAUGUCAGCCAAAAUGCAUCCAGGAUUAAACCACUUUAGUUUCAACAUUGUUUUCUAAAGUUUGUUGCUUGGGGAUUUCUAUAAUCGGUUCUAGGAUUUUUUCUUUUUCUCCUCCAACAGCAUCAUGACAGAGUUCCCAGCAUGCCUGCACUGUUGCAGGGAUUCUUGCACUUACCGAAUGAACUUGUAUGGGUUAUUGCUACAUUAAAUAACUUUUGAUCAAUUUAGUUAUUGUUUAUAUUUGUUGUACUUUCUUCAAUCGUUUCGUUUUUUAUAGUUCAAAAUUUCGUUUUACUUGUCCUAACUACACUAGGAUCUGGAAGGGUUGUUAUCAUUGAUGUGUUCUGGAUGGUGUUAGGGGAAACGAUCUGUUACGGCGAGCUUUAGGCGUGUUUUGCACGGAACUGUUGGUAAUCCAUUAGAAACAUCAAUGCUGAUUGGUUAAUCAAAUGUCUGAUGUCAUAGGGUCAAAAGCUGCUCGUAUGACCUCUGGCGUGACCUAUCGCUACAACUUGUCAGAUCUUCAUGUAGUGUAGGCCAUCGAAAGUAUAAAAAAUGAAACGAAAUAUGGAUCUGUAUUUUGAUCAGAUUGUACUUUUCUUAUAUUAGCAAGCAAUUAUAAAAUAAAUCACCAUGGCAAUGAACAAGCUAUAAUUUUAUAUUUAUAAUACUCUGCUUUAUUGGCACAAAUUAAAUAAAGGUUUGAUGCAUCAUUUAGCACUAUAGGAAUUCAUUACAAACUACAAUAUUGGGAUAUCCAAAAAUGGUUCAAUUCCUUUCAAUAUUUACAAAGUUCUGAUAUAUUGAAAUUUUAAUGCUGCUCGCUAUGUAACAAGACGCUGCCAUCUUUUAUCGGUAGUGGAGAAACCGGAUGGGUCUAGUUUAAAUCUGAUUGAAUCCGAGGUGGAAGAUAUCUAGCGUAUCUUUUUUUUCUGUUAAAUAAUCAUUCAGAGCACAUAUUAGCGUUAAUUAGGGCAUGAGAAAUUUGAUAUUUUAAAAAAAAUGCAAAUGAUGAAUCAAGUCUUUAAUGCAGAAAAUAUAUGCACAAGAUCAAAUAUUGACUCUCCUCAGGUCAAGAAUAAAAUAAUGCAGGUACUGACUCACUAGAAACAAAUUAUGAGGAGAUCACAGUGUGUGUGUUUCAAAGUCUACAAUUGCUUUACGCUUGAAAAUGUUUGAAAUGAAUGCAUUUCUAGCAUUGGACAUAUUUAACUUGCGUUUUGUCCUUCUUUCUAUGGACAAAUGAUUAUUCGAAAUUUCAAAUCCAACAUUCAACAUGAUAUAUGAUCGAGGAAAAUAAUUUAUUUUGAUUAAAGAUAAUCGUGCAAUUUAUAUUAAAAUAGAAACUGCCUGUUUCAAGUGCACAUAUAUACCGGUAUAUGUAUAUAGUAUUUAUGGAAGAUACUUUUAGCUCAACAUUUUAUCAAAUAUGGUGCUGUAUAUUGUGAUGUGCUAAAAAUCAAAAACAAUAUAGGAUGAUGAUUUUCGGUGACCCACCAUACCCCAAACCCCUCUCUACAACAAAAAACCCCACUGAAAACCGGCUAAUAACAAAAAUCAGGUUUCUUAUUUGCCCAUGAGAAUUUUAGUCACAAACUUGUAUUUAUGUGAUAUUCAGUAUGGUCAAUACUGUUAUUUGAAAUUUCAUAAACUCAGAUUCCAAAUUAAAUAAUAUAAUAUUAAAAGAUCUAAUUUCAUUUAACUAACAUUGUAUUAUCUUGUAUCUCAACAAUGUGUUCUUACUUUACACACAUCGACCAUUUAUAUGGAAUACCAGCGCUGUUGUACUGUACUUAUAGUACCAUGUUUCAACCUGGGGUUUUUUGGGGGUUUUUUUUUUCAAGCACAGUGUUUCUUAAUGUGCUCAAUCGCUAAAAAGCUCUCAAGGAUUGUGUUGUUACUAAUAUGUAUGUUAAAAGCUCUUAUAUUUAGUAGGGGAGAUUGUAUGGCCGAAUGUUUAUUACAUGCCCAUUGUACCAUAAGGUCUGUCAAUGAGUCAACUGGCGUGGUUGCCUGUUCAACCUAGUGGGUUUUCUCUGGGUCCUCUGGUUUCCUCCCACUGCUAAAGACCCUUACACACAAGUGAAUUAUGGAAAUAAAAUUGAACCAUGUGUUAGUCCCAAAAUGACCUAGUUUGAGUUGAGUGGACGUUAAACCCCAUUUCUCUCGCUCUCUUAUAUUUAGUUACUAAAAUAAAUGGGAAAAAAUGAAUUUUCAUUAUUUAUUUUUGAAACGGAAAAUCAUCAUCCCCAAAAAUUGUUAUAGAAUUUAAAGAUCUCUAUUAUAAUAUAAUUACUAAGUAGCUGUUUUGAAUAGAUUAUAUUUUGUAUGAUAUCGUAUAGUUAAGUAUAUGGAAGUGCCUUAUUGUGUAUUAAGGGUGGUAUGCGCCAGUCGAUCUUAAUCUAUCUUCUAGAGACAGGGAUUAAAGUUUCCAUGGUCACUCUUGUUGUCACAACAAAAUGAAAAUUAUGCUAUUUAAUUUAACUUAAAAUCCUUUACGGAUCAAUAAUCUAUUUCUAUGUAAAAGGAUAAAGCCUCAAGCAAAUGGCAACACAUUUUAUAAUCAAAUGUAUCUGUCAAAUCCGAACCAUCCUUCUCAGAUUGAUAAAUCCCAACUUGAGAAUGUCUAUAUAUUCAAAGAAUAAAGCCACAAGCAAAUGGAAACACAUUUAUAAUCAAAUGUAUCUGUCAAAUCGGAACUAUUCUUUUCAGAUUGACAAAUUCCAAGUUGAGAAACGUCUGUAUAGUUGAAGACAUAAAUAUUGUGGCAAAGGUGGGAGGGGGUCCUGCUUCAAUUUAGUUCUUGCUUUACUGACCCAGUUAAUGUGAAAACUUUAAUUCUUGUAUCAGGAGGUUGUUAUAUUUAGGUAUAUUUUAAGGGCAGUAAAAUAAUGAUAUCUGUCAUGGAUUUAAUAUUCCAGCCCAAAUAUUUCUCUUAUGUUUGAAUGGAGCAUGAAAUUUGUGUAAUGUUUUUGGGAAGAGAUGUUAAAAAGAAAAUAAUAAUUUGUUUACUUGUUUUGAGAAAGGGAUAUUUAAAUUUGUUCCCUCAAAAUUUGGUUUCGUAUUUUUUUUUUAAUAUUUAAUAUCUAUAAUAUACAUGUACUUAACAACUUUAAUGAUGUCAGUUGAUCGGUUAUACAUGUCUUUCCUUGAAAGGUUGAUUAAUUAUUUGAUAUGUCUUUGAUUGACAAAUUGAUCAAUUAUACAUGUCUUAGCCUGAAAGGUUGAUUAAUUAUUUGACAAGUCUUUGGUUAACAAGUUGAUCAAUUAUAUAUGUCUUUGAUUUACAAGUUGUUCAAUUAUUUGACAUGUCUUUGAUUCACAAGUUGAUCAAUUAUUUGACAUGUUUUUGAUUGAAAAGUUUACCAAUUAUAUAACUGUAACUGUUUCCACAUGUAAAUGGAUGCAUCCUACAUUUUUUUUGAUAUGUUAAUUAUAUGAUUUUGAUAUUUGAUUUUGCUUGCCUCAGUCUUAUUGAUUGUUUGAUUUGUUGAAUUUGAGGUGUGAAACAAUUGUAAUGUUAAUGCCUCAAGGAAUAUUAUUUAGGAAAUAAAAUGGACUUUAACUAUCUGAAGCACAUUGAAACUUUCUGUAAAGAAAUACAAACUUUAUGAUUGGCUGUAAGUCCCCAAAUUCCCUGCUAAUUAUAAUGAUGACUUUUCGGAUAGGCUCAAUAUUUUGAUCUGAAAUGUUCAGAUAAGGUACAUAUCAUCACAUUUUGGCAUUUGAUUUGCAUACUUAAACCCACUUUUAUUCAUGGUGUCAUGUGACAUGUACAGAUGUUUUCGAUUGGUCGAAUCUAAUCAGUCUCCUGUUUGAUUUGUUUGUUUUUUUGAUUGGUUGAAACUAGUAAUUGUUAUAGUUAUUUUUGUAAAUCUUGUAAAUAAUUAAUAAAAUGAGAAACGUAUAAUAUAUAUAAGUAAAGAUAUGUAAUUUAACAUUUUUUUGUGUACAAGAUUUAACAAUGUACAGGUAGAUUUCAUUAAAAUUUAUCCUUAUUUAUC